Messenger RNA from Sclerotinia sclerotiorum 1980 UF-70, 2223 nucleotides. RefSeq lists its product as hypothetical. Bases 1 to 2223 code for a protein of 740 amino acids. The record is from RefSeq and is a predicted model, not a curated record. The transcript has a single exon. Lineage: Eukaryota; Fungi; Ascomycota; Leotiomycetes; Helotiales; Sclerotiniaceae.
AUGGCAGCAGCUGCACGAGAAGGCCAAGCAUGGUUCUUAAAAUCUAGUCUCAAGAGCCCAGGUUACGAUGGCUCAAAGCAGGAAGACUUUUAUUCGUGGAUGCUUCUCGAAGUCGUUUACAAUGCCACUGAAGACGAGGCCAAUGCCGUAGCUCCACGAUUACGUUAUCCAGGCCACCCAAGAACUGGGCAACAGGAUUUCUUCGGCACCCCCUUUAGUGCCGGAUACGGCCGCUAUCAGUAUAUGACCGCCAUGUACGGCCCCAGCGCCGAGGACAUUAAACGCACAUAUCGUAUCAGCAGCAAUAUUAGUCGCGGUCAACUAUGGCGUCAGACAGGCUCUGCUGCUGUUUGCUACAUUGCAGUUCCGUUGCCGACUGCGAAGGAACGUUUUAUCUGGGUCGAUCUGACAUAUCCUGUCAGAGCUUUUUACAUCCCAUGCGCAUUUACUGCUCAUCCCCAAUACAAGGAACAUGCCAUUUUCUCUCGUCUCGAUGUCCGCGGUCGUAAGGGUAUGCCACCAUCAUAUGUCAUAAAAGGCCUUGCUGCCAGUGACAUAGCGGCUGGCAAGAAAGUGGUCGACAGUUGGAAUGAAACGUAUCCCCAUAACUGGAGGUGGAGGAAAGAAGCUGAAAAAAUCGUUGAAGUCUAUGAUAAGCUAGUGAAACGAGUCAAUGAUCUAGAGGCCGGGCCUGAUCGUGAAGGUCCGGCAUUGCAGGAGCCUGGACUCACAUCAGGUUAUGUGAAACCUGAUGGAAAAGCACCAAGUCAAGUGUACGCCAAGAUUAACUAUGCCAAAGACGCGGUGGGAGAUGAGACAACCGGUUGGGGGAUGCGGCCUCAGUGGACUGUUCGAAUUGAUAUUUUUAAAUUGGCGUGCCAACUCCUGAUUCCGUACUCCCAGCGUACAGAUGAGUAUCGAAACGUUUAUGCUUGCUUUACUCUAUUUGAAAGGCGCGUUGUCCAUGCAUCAAAGAUUACGGCGGAUAUUGACAUGGCUCAAGCCAUCGAUCUCGCUCAAGCGCAAUCAAAAGAGCUAGGAGUCAGAUUGCAAUACGAGAAGGAUGAGCCGGACGAUAAGUUUAUCAAAGAUCUGUUUGUGGGCUUUGUCGCUGUGGGUCUUGGUCUGAUUCCCGUGAUCGGGCCUCUAGUAGCGUUUGGCUGGAGUCUCGGCUACGAGAUACUGUCAGAUUCAGAAAAGUUCACCAAGGCUGCGGGAGUUGGCGGUAAGGCACCUGCUUUUACACAGGCUGUGGUUGACUCUCGCGAGACACUGUUACCUAUGAUAAAGAAAGGUGUCUCUAGUAUGUUGAAGAUGCAUAUGCAAGCAAGGGACAAGAGAAGCAUUCGUGUCGAUCCUAGCGAGGAGGAUAAUAAUGCCGACGGGAGUUCCCAACAGCAGUCCGAGAAAGCCAAUGAUGGCGAGGAAAAGCCAGAGCAUGAUCCGGCCGUGGAUGCUGAUGAGCAACCACAGCAGCAACCUGAGAGCGGAGAUAGUGACGAGAAGCCAGGUAAUGACGGAGAAACGGAGCAGGAAGGAGAUAAGGCCGGAGACGGGACCAACGCAAACGACAAUGAAGGGGCACAGCAACAGCAACCCGAGAAUGGUGGUGAUGAUGCUGACAAGCCAGAUACAGACGAGAAGUCACAACCAUCACCCGAAAGCGGAAAUGAAGCCAGCGUAGAUGAAGGGGAAAAAGCACAAGAACAACCUAGUAGUGGAGAUGAUGACAAAAAGCCAGACGAUGAUAAGAAACCGAAUGGUGAGGAAAAGUCAGGUGGUGAUGAACAGACAGAUGGUGGUGAAAAGCCACAAGAACAAGAGCCCGAUAGCGGAGGUGGUAGCGACGAGAGACCGAAUGAUGAAGAAAAGCCAGGCGCUGAAGAUAAAUCAGAUAGUGGCGAGAAGCCAGAGAGCGAUGAGAAACCAGACGCUGAAGAAAAUACAGGCACUGAAGAGAAGCUCGACAGUGACGAGAAGCAAGAGAAUGACGAGAAGCCAGAGAGUGACGAGAAAACAACUGACGACGAAAAAUCAACACCUCAAGAACAGUUCGAUAACGAUGGAAAAGAAACCGACGAGUCUCAAACCAAAGCGACUGAUCAGGACAGCAAAACAGGUGAUGAAAACAAAAAGACUGAUUCAAAGCCUACUGAUGAAAAAGAAGAAACCGAUUCAUUCCGGUUUAUUAUUGAAGCUGGAGAGGCAGAUGUGGUUGGUUGA